Molecule: messenger RNA, 3154 nt
Organism: Diatraea saccharalis (sugarcane borer)
Lineage: Eukaryota; Metazoa; Arthropoda; Insecta; Lepidoptera; Crambidae
Source: the annotation of a GenBank genome assembly
AUGGUUAGACUGUGCGAGAAUCGUAAGCGGGCGGGCGGCAAGCUUUCAGCCCCCCUCCAUGAUGGCGGGCGGGCGGCGCGCGCGCUCUCACCGCAGUCCCAGCGCGGCGCACCUCGCGACACCAUGCCUCCUCUGUGGAUAUUACUCGUGCUGCUCCCAGUACUCGGGGGAGCAGAGAGAUUUAACUGUCGAGGCCGAAUUCUUGGCGCCUACUAUGCUGACGCGAAAUCUGGCUGCAAAGCAUUCCAUGUGUGUGUGAGGGUAGCAGGCGGUGGCAUACGAGACUUCAGGUUCUUCUGUCCGCCUGGGACAUUGUUCCACCAAGAGGCCCAGACGUGUACAGACUGGGGUGACGACGACCCACUCGCCUGUCCAGCUGACAUCUACGACGGUCAGUUCGAUCUCUACAAGAUUGGAUCGGGUUUUGACACGAAGAAAUUAUCGUCUCCCACUCAUCGUGAAGAAGAACCUGAUUUUGGUCUACAGCGCGCUGAGACCGGAGAUCGUCGUUUGUCACAAAACAAUGCAGCUUCCGACCUUCGCGCUGCGCAUUCAUCUGACUUCUUCAGUGGACAAAGAGACCGUGGUCGUGACGACCCCGCACCUCAAGAAAACGUGCCUAUACAACCUGCUCGAUCUUCGUCUACUCGCCAAUCGUUCCGAAGAAUUGCUUCAACGCGAGCGCCAUCUUCAACUAUUCAAUACACCAACCCGCCUCCAACACCUUCAUCACAAUCGUCAAAUCUACCACAGUACGACCCUAAUUCAAAACGCAAGCUUAUAAGAAAACGACCAGUUUAUACGUCCACUCCUGUUCCAACGACCACUUUUGUGCAAAGUACUCAAGCUCCUCAAUCGUUCUCUGAUCAACCACAGCAAAACUUCAAUCGCAAAGUUGCACCACAAAACAGACAGACUUUACCUCCCGUCAACAUACCACCACAGUUCAAAGAAUACAAAGAUGAAUACGUAGAAGUCAAUCGAGUAACUCCUAAACCUAAUAAAUACUUCCAAAGUAAAUCACCUCCCCCACAAUUCUCACAAUCGUCACCUUCACCUAAUAACUAUAAAGAUAACGGUCUCGUAGAACUUUACAAUAUUGAUGCACAGUCUACACCCGGUCUUAAUACACAAGCGGACACGCGACCUUUUAAAGUACAAAAUAGCUUUACUGUUUCCGAGACACCAAGAGAACCAGAUUUUGUGCGUACAAGGCCAAAUGUUAACGCAAACAAUAAUAACAAUAUACAAAGGAAUAAACCUACUCCUACCAAUGUUGAUUUCAAUAACGUAGCAUCUCAUAGUCCUACUACUAAUACUCCUGCCUUCAAAAACUUUAACAGUGUCUCUUAUGAACCGGAGAAAAAUAAUUUUGUAUCAUAUUCAAAACAAAACUAUUUCCGUCCUACAACCACACCGUCAACAACGUUUUACACGACCACAACGCGUCCAGAAUUACCUGCUAACUUGAAUACAGUGGCGUACAACACUAAUAUUGGUUUUAACACCCCAAAUGCUAAUUUCGCCGAGAGCGAUGAGGAUGACGGUCAGUACAGACCACCACAAGGAGAGGAUGAUGGACAAUACCGACCGGAACUUUACGAACGAGAACUUCUUUCUGGAGCUCAUUCUUUAAAUAUAGCUGCUAGUGGCAAUCGUCUACCUGAAGAUCAAAAGUCUCGUAGCAAAACGCAACCACCACCUAAACAAUUCGCACAAACUGCUGCUCCUAGGCCAUUCAGACCAGCACAGACACCAACAUCGCCAUCCACACAACAAACACCUGAAAGGACUUAUCCCACAACCACCAGACCUCAAACACAACCACAUACUCAACGUACUUUCGAUUACUUCCAAACGUACACAACAACGUCGCGACCCAGUGAUUUGCCAGUAGAUCCAUUCAGGUAUGAUACAGAGACUAGAGCUCCAGUAUCACCUGCACUCCAAACACGACCACCUCCACCCCCUGCACCCCAAACCCGUCCACCAGCACCGCCUGCACCCCAAACCCGACCACCAGCACCGCCUGCACCCCAAACCCGACCACCUGCACCACCUGCACCCCAAACCCGUCCACCAGCACCGCCUGUACUCCAAACCCGACCACAUGCACCACCAGCACCCCAAACCCGUCCACCAGUACCGUCUGCACCCCAAACCCGACCACCAGCAUCACCUGCACCUCAAACUAGACCACCUUCACCGCCUUCCCCACCGACAUUAGCCCCGUCACCCCCACGCCCUUCAACACGCCCGCCCUCAUUCGCUAAACCAUCUAACAAUAAGGAAGAUACUAGCUACGAUUAUGCGUAUUACGACUCUGAUCCAGGCUUCUCAGAAUACGAUCAUAUAGAAGAAUUCGGUAGAACUAAAUCGAAGGCAUAAUAAAAAUAUGUCUUAAAUUAAUUCCACUGCCAUUAAAUUAGUCGCCUCUUUGGAUAACGCUUAAAUUUUUUUAAACUUUUGGAAUAAAGUCUCGAUUUCGAUUAUUAUACAAAUUAAAUUUUAUUGUUAAGUCCGUACUUCCAGUGAACAUUUAAAUUAUGAAUAGAGAUAACUCUUAUGAAUCAUUAAUGUUACAGUAAAUAUCUAAAGAGGCUUUUUCAGUAGUUACCCUAAAUUAUUUGUGAUAUUAUUAUUGACGUUUAUUGGAAUAAGUCGUUAUAUAUUGUCUUAGUUCACAAAAUGUAAUAUGUAAAGGUAAAACCAUUAUCUUAAAAUGAUAUAAUAUCAUUUACUGUUCAAGAUCUUUGCCAGUUGGUACAUGUAGACCGAAAGUUAAUUCUUAGGCAAUUUAUUUUGCAUUUGCCAACAGCUUUAUUUUGCUGGUACUGUUUAAUUUUAUUUCCUAUGUACAAUAGUUUAAGUUAUAAUGAUAGGUUGUAAAAUAUUACACUGUAAAUAAAGAUUUAAAAACAAUGGGUGUCGUAAUGUAAUCUGUGUCACUUCCCAAACGACAAGGCUUGGGAACCAGCUGCAUAAACGACGUGUGCGUGAGUUGUUUGAGCAUAGUAAGCUCUACGGAAAUUUGCAUAAUAAUUAGAUAGAUACAACCAAGAUAUUCUUUUAUAUUUGUUUUUUAGGAAUUUAGGAAACAAUUGUGAAAUAGGUAACUGAAAUUUUCUUUUAAAAUUUUAUAAUGAUUCUUUUU